GUGCCCGCCUGCAGCCCCCCCCCCACUCCCGACAGCCAAGUCACAGCCUCCAGGGCACCUUUCGGCAAGCGGGUGGUGGGUCCUGGACUCAGAGACCAGAACGUGGGCUUCUGGGCAGAGAUGGCCCUGCAAAGCCAGGUGUGGUCUCCGGCCACACCCAUGCCCAUGGCAGAGAGCUCCCUCUACCGGCAGCGGCUAGAGGUCAUCGCGGAGAAGCGGCGGCUGCAGGAGGAGAUCCGCGCCGCGCGCCGGGAGCUGGAGGAGGAGAAACUCCGUGUGGAGCGGCUCAAGAGGAAGUCUCUCCGGGAACGCUGGCUAAUGGACGGGGCAGCUGAAGAGCCAGAGCGGCCCCAGGACCCCACCUCACAGGACCCGCAUUCACCUGAGGACCAGGCUCAGGCCCGCAUCCGGAACCUGGAAGGCAGCUUGUUCACACUCCAAUCCCAGCUGCAGCUGUUACAAAGUGCGUCCACAGGUGCCCAGCACAAGCCCGCAGGCAGGCCCACCUGGCGCCGACAGGGUCACCGUCCUCUGUCCCAGCCCACCGUGGAGGCAGGUCCUGCAGGCCAGACUGAUCUAAACAAGAGAGCCUCCAUACCAGCCGGACCAGUGGGCACAUACCCAGAGUCCCCCUCUAAGUCCGGAGACGAGGCUGUCGGGGCUCCACCAGCCCCAAGGAGGAUCCCCGGGGCAGCAGGGCCCUCCUCAGAAGCCAAUGGCCCCUGCCCUGGAUCCAGCCCCCCUCCGGAGCAGGAGCCGAGUCAGGGAGGGGCAGCAUCUGAUGGGGGAGUGAAUGAGGCCAAAGGGGGAGGCAUGGUGAAGGUGGUGUGGGAGGGGCUAAGGGCCACGGAGGACUGUACCGCGGGGGCCACAGGCCCGGAGCUGGAGGCUAAGGUGGAGGAGAUGGUCAUGGAGGCCAUCGGGGACAGACAGGAAGCCGGACGCCCAGAGCUCCCUUCGUGGGUCAGGGAGGACAGGGGUAUCGUGGAGGUGGUCUGGGAAGGGGUGGGAGGCACAGAGGGCAGCGACUCAGAGGCCGUGGGGGAGGCGGGCAGAGGCCUGGAGGCUGCACAGACCAGCUCACUGAGGCUCCAGGAGGGACCGGGGGGAGCAGCUUCUGGGGAAGGGGAAGGUGCCCCCAGGGGCAGCCCUGAUGGUGAUGGGCAGGGGGGCUUUGGAGGAGCGGAGGGGUCCUUCAUUUGGGUGGAGAGAGUGACCCUCAGUGAGGAGUGGGAAGAGCUGGUGGUGGAGGGUGUGGAAGGGCCAAAGGCACUGGGAAGGGAGGGAAAGGAUGAGAGUCCACCGGGGGCAGGCGGCAGAGGCGGGGAGGAAACGUGGGAGGUGGAGAGGAGGUGGGCAGAGGAGUCAGCGGGGAAGAGAGGAGGUGAGGGAAAGGCAGGCGCGGAGCCAGAAGGAGCAGAGAUGUCACUGGUGGUGGAGAGGAAAGGAAGCGAGGAAUCCUUGGAGCCGGAGAGGAGAGGAGUCGAGGAAAAGGUGGAGACAGAGAUGGGAGGAGGUGACAAACCACUGUCGGCAGAAAGAAAAGAAGUUGAAGGACCUCUGGGGGCAGAGAGGGAAAGAGGCGAGGAGCCGUUGGGAGUAGAGCAGAAAGGAGGUGAGGAAAAGUUAGAGGCAACUGAAGAACCAUUGGUGACAGAAAGAAAAGAAGGUGAGGAAUCACUGAUGGUAGAGAGAACGGGAGGUGAGCAGCCGUCGGAGGCAGAGACAAAAGGAGAUGAGGAAUCACAGAAGGCAGAGAGAAUGGCCGGUGAAGAGCCAUUGCAGACAGAGAAGACUCAAGGGGUUGAGGAAGAUCUGAGUCCAGAAGAGCAGAGAGAGUCAGGAGGAGGAAAGGAAUGUCAGGCAGAGGAAGUGAGUGAGGAAGUGGCCCCCCUGGGGGCCAAGGAGGAGCCAAGGCCGGAGGAAGAAGGACAGCAGCCCCAGGAGAAGCAGGAAGGCUUCCCAGAAGCAGAAGCAGUGAAGCCCCAAACCUCUGAUGAGGGCCAGGACCCCUCUGGGGAUGCCACCCCCCUCCUGGCAGAGACCCCAGCUCAGGAGCAGCCUGCUGAGUGCCAGCCACUGCUUCAGGUGGAGGAGCCCAGGGCCAACCCCAGUGCCCACACUGUGCCCACCUAUGCGCCUGCCCGGCAGCCGGACCCAUCUGCCCCUCCUGAGGGCGAAGAGGCGAGCGGCCCUAAGCAGAAGACGUGCCAGUGUUGUGCGGUUAUGUGAGCCCACGCCCUCUACCCCGCUCCCAGCUCCUCUCACAGCUACCUCGGCCUCUUGGCAUCAGCAGAUGGUCCCAGGUGCAGACAGGGCACCACGGGACUGGUGAUGGCACCUGGGAGCCAGCUGGUCCACAUGUCCAUCUCUACCUGGGCUUCCGGACCCCUUGCCCGCUGCCUGUGACCCUGGCCUCCUUCUGUGACAAAGCCUUUAUACUUGAAAAUAAAAUGUUGAGCAUUUGGACAGUG
This is a messenger RNA of Balaenoptera musculus (blue whale), 2474 nucleotides long. It is a transcript of the gene PALM3, whose product is annotated as paralemmin 3. Bases 121 to 2232 code for a protein of 703 amino acids. The transcript has 8 exons. NCBI's taxonomy places the organism in Eukaryota, Metazoa, Chordata, Mammalia, Artiodactyla, Balaenopteridae. The record is from RefSeq and is a predicted model, not a curated record. Gene Ontology annotation, biological process: negative regulation of cytokine-mediated signaling pathway; regulation of cell shape; Toll signaling pathway. Gene Ontology annotation, cellular component: membrane.